UAUUGUAUAGGUUCUAUCAUAUUCACAAUUUACAAUUAAUUAACAAGUGAAAUCUUUCAUCACUAGUGAAAAUUACGUAAGUGAAUAAAAGUCUUAUCACACUAUCCGAGCAUCGGCAGAUUACGAUUUAAAUCGGAAAAAGUAACACCAUCAGCUAACCAACUUUAUUCAUAAGACAGUAAUUACAAUUAUUAAAAAACAAGAUCUAGGUUAUGCCAUACACUAUGACACUGGAAUAUCCUCCUCAUCAAACUACACAAGCACCUCCUGUUGCUACUGCUCCUGUUCCAUCAAAUUCUAAUCUAUUUGAAUUCCCAUCGCAAUCUUCACCAGUCGCAGCCACACCAUCUUCUGGUGCUGCACCAAAUGGAUCUAAAGACACUACAAAUACUGGGUUCAAUAAUAAUCAGUUGUUUAAUGUGGACCUUUUAACUUCAUCUCCACAACAAUUCAUUAUGCCUUCAAAUAUGAAUAAUGGUUCCAUUAAUAAUGAUGAGAUUUAUAAUCAACCAUUCGCAAUACAUUCUUCUAAUCAAGUCUUUCAACCAACAGUUGACUCACUACAAUUAAAUGAUGAAAUCUUUUUCGAUACUUCUUUAUCCAACAAUUUCACUUUUAAUAAUGGGAAUGGUAAUAUUCAAUUUUAUAAUAAUACAAAUUAUAUUCAUCAAGAUGAAAAUAUUAUACCUACUUCAUCUUCUAAUUCCUUAACUAAUUUUUUCAAUCCUGGUCCACAAUCUCAACAUCAACCUACCACUACUCAUUCAUCUUUUUCAUCAAUAUCUUCUCAAUCACAAGCUAAAAAUGCUACAACACCUACCAUUAAUCAAGUUAGUUCAUUUCAACCCAUUACUACUCCAUCUAUGAAUCCUCCUAUCACAUCAGCAGUAUCAAGUAAUUCUUCGGCAUUUACAAGUCCACAAUUAUCAAGACACCAUUCAACUUCAAUCCCUAUUGAUCAAUUAACUUUAUUGACUUUAAAAAAUUUGACUGAUGUAACAAAUCCUCAAGGUAAUAGUACAAACAAUCCAACACCUUAUCAACAGCAAUUCCAAAUAAAGUUAUCUCAACAACAACAGCAUCAACAACAGCAACAACAACAACAACAGCAACAAUCACAACAAACUUAUAGGCAACAUCCUGCUCAACAGAAUCUUCCAUCACAAUCACAGCAUUCGGCCAAUCAUAUCUCAAAAUCUCCUAGUCCUGAUUAUUACUCAACCAAUUCUAGCAUUUCGAGUGUAUCAACUGGACCAACAUCAGUAGGACUUCCUGUAUCUUCCACCAUAAGUAUCCCAUCUGAAGUUGAAGAAGGUCAUGAAUCAGUAGAAAUCGAAAAGGAAGUUGAAGCUGGAACAAUUAAUCCUCAAAAGCUUUUCACUACAAAUAGCAGAAUCCCCAUGAGUUAUUCAUCCCCAUCUUUAUCGACAUUAUUUCAAAAUGGUGGUAGGGUAACAUCAGUAUUACCAGUACAAAACCAAAAUUUUGUUCCAACUAUGAAUCAAACCAAUAAUAGUAGCAAUAAUAAUAAUGUCAAUAGCAAUCUCAUUAAUAAUGGUAAUGUGACGCAAUAUUUACAACAACAAUUCAAUAAUAACAGCUCCAAUUUUCAGCAGAAUGUUCAACAGAAGUAUAUUAAUCUUUCAAACAUUCCUAAACUUCCUAAUCAAGGAACCAAUAAUAGAGCCAAUUCGGAUGUUGGUUUAAAUGUUAAUGGUAAUUUGAAUAUGUUUGAUUUUAAGAUGAAUGACGAAUGCUACAAUGCUAUUUCAUAUUGGCUAAAUAACAAUAACAACAAUAACAACAAUAGUAAUGGUAAUAGCAAUGUUAUUAAAAAUCCCGAAGUGUUUGAUGAAGAAGAUGAUGAAGAUGAAUCACCUACCAAACUUUCAAUCCCUGCUAAGGGCAAUGGAAAUAGACCUAAGCCAAAGAAAGUUAACAGUGUUAGUUCAAUUAAUAGAAGAAGGAAUUCUAUUCCUGUAAUGUCUGGAAUAGGAGGAUCUUCAUUAAUUGUUAAUGGAACUGGUUCUAUGGCUGGUGCAGGUUCACCAAUUAAAGAGGAUACUAAGAUAGAUUCAAAGAAGAAGAGACGGAAAUCAUCUAAUGCAGCCAAUGAAAUAAUAGGACCAUUAGGAAUUAGUGAGGCCAAUAACUACAAUAAUAAUAUUGAUAACAAUAUUUUACAAGGUCAAACUGUUCCACUUGCAUUUACAAGUAUGGCUUCAAAAUCCAAUGGACAAAUUAUUGAUGAAUCAAUUCAAUUGAACAGUCUCAACUCAACCACUGUAGAACCAAUCAUUAAUGAUAGUUCUCCAAAUAUUUCUCCUACCACUACACUUGAAGAUUCCAAAGCAUCUUCCAACAACAAUAAUAAUCUGAUAAUGCAGCCUAAUGCAUCAGGGGCAUUCCCCUGUCUGGAAUGUGACAAACAAUUUAAAAGAUCAGAACAUUUGAAACGUCACAUUCGUUCAGUUCAUUCAAACAUUCGUCCAUUCCAUUGUAAAUUCUGUGAGAAGAAAUUCUCAAGAUCUGAUAAUUUGGCUCAACAUUUAAAAACUCAUUAUAGGGUUGAUAGUACGACAGGAAAUACAAAUAUUGUUUAUGGAAAUAAUCCAUCAUCGGCCACAAAUACUAAACCAUUACUGCUGACUAAGAAGAAGUGAAAAGUGAUGAUAUGGUAAGAGUAAGGUAAUCACAUUACUUACUGCUGAACCUUUUUUAUACAAAUUUUUUUUUCGUUCCAAAUUUUUACGUAUUUUCCAUUAUAUUUCGUGUUGGUUUUUCUUAAAAAUUCAUUUACUCAUUUACUUGAUUUCGUACUGUAUUAAAGGUACGAUCAUAGCUGGCCUAUGUGUACUUCAUACAUUCUUAUGUAAAUAUUUUUAUAUUAUACAUAAUCAUUAUUACUAUAUAUUAUAUACUUUAUAUUAUAUAUUAUAUAUAUUAUAUAUUUUUACGUUAUACAUACAUCUUGACUUGUCUAU
Molecule: messenger RNA, 2984 nt
Organism: Scheffersomyces amazonensis
Lineage: Eukaryota; Fungi; Ascomycota; Pichiomycetes; Serinales; Debaryomycetaceae
Gene: MSN4
Product: stress-responsive transcriptional activator
Exons: 1
Coding region: 213-2663 (816 amino acids)
Biological process (GO): regulation of transcription by RNA polymerase II
Cellular component (GO): chromatin
Molecular function (GO): RNA polymerase II cis-regulatory region sequence-specific DNA binding; DNA-binding transcription factor activity, RNA polymerase II-specific
Source: RefSeq, a predicted model, not a curated record